UGUCAGGCUGGUUAAUGGAGCCAGUCUGUGUUCAGGCAGACUGGAGGUGAAGUCCAACCAGAGGUGGUCCCCAGUGUGUGAAGAUGACUUUGACCAGCAGGAUGCAGAGGUGGUCUGCAGGGAACUUGGCUGUGGAGCUCCUUCAGUACUCCAGGGAGCUGUCUAUGAAGAGGUGGAGGCUCCAGUGUGGUCCAAAGAGUUCCACUGUGAAGGCCAUGAGUCUGCUCUCCUGGACUGUAGAAGCUCAGAUAGAAACACCUGCUCAUCUAGCAAAGCUGUCGGCCUCACCUGCUCAGAUCCUCCAGGAGAUAUCAGACCUGCUGACACAACCAAACAUCUCCUCUUUCUCCACUGAUGGGGUUUCCAGAGCCAAGCAGCAGGGGUUCCAGGUGCUCGAGGGCUCCAACUUCACCAUCACGUGCUCUAUCAAACCACACUUUCCAGGAGGCUCCUUCACCCUCACCUUCACCACCUCCAACACAGCGCAGAACUACACCCUGCCAGCUGUCAAUCACUACACCCACUUCCUGUUCUCUGCCGCAGACCACACCCACCGAGGGGAGUACCGCUGCGUUUAUCGCAUCUACUUUUUCGGCCUAAACUUCUCCUCUGAGAGCCAGCCGCUCCAUCUCACUAUUGGAGGUAACUUCACCAAGAAUCAAACUCAGAAAUCUGACACUGACUCUCUUAACAUCCUGACUUUACAGGAGUAAGUUUAUCCCAUUCAGAUGAAACAUGUAAAGU
Messenger RNA from Plectropomus leopardus (leopard coralgrouper), 744 nucleotides. Lineage: Eukaryota; Metazoa; Chordata; Actinopteri; Perciformes; Serranidae. The record is from RefSeq and is a predicted model, not a curated record.